UCCUGACUCGUUCACUUCCAUGAUUGAUCCCACGAUCCAAAUUGAACUUAUACAGCUUUCUGAAAAUCCCUCUUCCCACUUUACCCUUUCUCCUUUUCCUUUUUCCUUUUCCCAAUUGUACACUCGAAAAGAGUUCCGAUCAAUUUUGCCUCUUCCCCGAACAGAAAAACCAACCCUUUUCGAUUGGAGUGUGUGUUUGUAUCUCACAGCAAAAAGUAUGAUCCCAGAAACGAAAAAUCGUUCAUAAAAGCAUAAGAAGCCCCUUUUCUCUUCUUUCAGAAAGAUAGAUCACUUUUAAUUUAGAGACAAGCAAACUAAAAUCAGCAAAUGGGACGACACAGUACCUCAUCAAACUCAACAAGCCCAGAAAGGAAUUACAGCAACAUGGACACACAAGUUUUCCUGAAUGUAUAUGAUCUUACCCCUAUCAAUUCGUACAGCAUCUGGUUUGGAUUUGGUAUUUUUCAUUCGGGUAUUCAAGUGUAUGGUAUGGAAUACGGAUACGGGGCUCAUGAUUUCCCAAUUAGUGGUGUGUUUGAAGUUGAACCCAAGAGUUGCCCUGGUUUUGUUUAUAGAUGUUCAAUCCCAUUAGGGCAUGUAACAAAAUCACCAUCCGAAUUUAGGGAAUUUAUUGAGAAUGUGGCUUCAGAGUAUCAUGGAGACACAUAUCACCUCAUUUCCAAAAAUUGCAACCAUUUUACAGAUGACAUUUCCCAAAGAUUAACUGGCAAAAGUAUCCCUGGCUGGGUCAAUCGACUCGCCAGAUUAGGUGCUGUUUGCAGUUGUCUACUUCCUGAAAGCCUUCAAGUAUCUGCUGUUAAACAGCUUCCCGAGUAUCAUAAUUGUGAAGAAGAUGGGAACACAUCUGUGUCAACAACCAAUGCUCAAGAACCUCCUCCUCCUACAGAAGAAGAAUAUGACAAUGAUGAGCAAGAUAAACACCUCCUCCCACCACCCUACAAUGAUGUAUCUUUUAUCAAAGAGGUCGCUAGAUGAAAACCAAAAACCCACACUUUCUUUCAUAGUAAUUUGUUGAAAUUUCAAGUGAUUU
Messenger RNA from Lactuca virosa, 1051 nucleotides. Lineage: Eukaryota; Viridiplantae; Streptophyta; Magnoliopsida; Asterales; Asteraceae. The record is from the annotation of a GenBank genome assembly.